Messenger RNA from Thrips palmi, 977 nucleotides. RefSeq lists its product as uncharacterized. The transcript is spliced from 4 exons. The coding region runs from base 193 to 768 and encodes 191 amino acids. Lineage: Eukaryota; Metazoa; Arthropoda; Insecta; Thysanoptera; Thripidae. The record is from RefSeq and is a predicted model, not a curated record.
CGCGUCGUCCAGUCUCUUGGUGGAGGACCUGCUGGACAGGGCUGGACUGGACGACGGGUGCACGUGGCACCGACGUGGCACACAGCAUGGCGGCCACCUUGCUCGCUGCUGCGCCUGCUGCGGCACGUCUAGAGGACGGUGGCGUACCGGGCUGAGCGGAGCGGCACGCCGUCAGCGCGCCGUCAGCGCGCCAUGGACACGGGGGUGGCCCUGGAGGCCGCGGAGUCGGUCCGCGACCACCACGACUACGCCAAGCGGCACCGCGACGACGCCACCGGGGAGUGCACCUCGCCGCCACCCCCCGUCAAGAAGGGCAGGCUGCUGAGGGACCCUGAAGGCGGCACCUACAUCUCGGCCAGGUCGCGGGCACGGAAAGAGCCGCUGCCCAUGAAGCUGCGCGCACUGCCCGCGUCCUUCUGGGAGCAGCCGAACCACAACAAGGGCCCGUCUCCAGGCACCAUCUUCUCCGCGCUGCCGCCUCUCUGCAAAGAGGAGGCCGUGGUCUCCCCCUCGGCGUCGACGUUUUCGCCACGCACUCGAGACGCGGACACGGACUGUACCGACGGGGCCGGCGAGGGCGGCGAGGGCGGCGAAGGCCACGCGGAAGGGGCAGGGCCGGGUGCGCUGGUCUCGCACUCCGCCGCCGACACCGACCUCCUCUUCAGCCUGUUCCGGUCCGUGGAGGCCAAGGAGGCCAAGGGGACGGAGCGGCCAGGACGCACGCGGACUCGGGGCAGGUGGUCACUCAAACUGUCACUGUGUUAUUGACCGGCGACUGCCUGCUGCUUGCUGCUGUCUGGGCGCAGCGGAGCGCAGUCAGCACACCAAAUCGAUCAGAGUCUAUUAGCUUCAUUUUCCUCACGUGACAAACGUAUCUGAAGAGUCCUUGGAGUCGCUGGGAGAACCAGCCUUUUCCGGGAAAGCAGCAGUGCGUUGCCGGUUGUCCCGGGUUGCCCGCGUUACAGCGUGGCUGUUGG